Acanthopagrus latus (yellowfin seabream) is the source of this 2084-nucleotide messenger RNA. RefSeq names its product transmembrane protein 38A (gene tmem38a). NCBI's taxonomy places the organism in Eukaryota, Metazoa, Chordata, Actinopteri, Spariformes, Sparidae. Gene Ontology annotation, cellular component: membrane. The coding region runs from base 700 to 1575 and encodes 291 amino acids. The transcript has 6 exons. Gene Ontology annotation, molecular function: identical protein binding; potassium channel activity. Gene Ontology annotation, biological process: potassium ion transmembrane transport. The record is from RefSeq and is a predicted model, not a curated record.
UUGCGGUGCCAUAAUGCGGGUCUGAAAUCACUGCGCCUUUAAUCACAACAUGUGUGCGGUGCAUCAUGCGGGACAGUGUAAACAGCCGGUGAUAUCACCGAAUGUGUCCGCGCUGCCUGCAGGAUUAGAGCCGAUCAUCUGGCUGUGAGUCAGCCCUGGCGCAGGAUCCGAUCCGGGCUGCGGGGCUGUUGUUCAUGAGCGGCUGAAUGAAUCUUUGUACGAUAUUAAUCCUGGACACUUGUCUCGGAUCUCCGCUGCUGCGUUUCCCAGGAUCCUCUCUCUCUUAAGCGAACGAACAAACGAACGAAUGAAUGAAUGAAUGAAUGAAUGCAAGAGGACAACCAGCUUUUUUGUUUUCAUGUCUCAAGCAGCAGCUGACAUGUAAAACCUGUCGUCUGAAAACAAGCGGAGCAGCUGGCACGGAGCGCAGAUGCUGCUGCUGCCGCCGAGGAGGAUGAUGAUGGUGGUGAUGAAGAUGAUGCUGAGAGGCUGCUGGAGAUGAGCGGUAUUAAUAGGAAGGCUUGAGUGUCACAGUUCUCUCACUGUCGAGACCGGGGGGCUUGGUGGAGAGUCGGUGGACACCGGGUUUUUUUCGGGGGGGCUUUUUUUUCUGAUCCACACUGCAGCAGUUGGACUAAAGAAGAAGAAAACACAGAACGACAAACGGGGGGUUCAGUCGUCUACAGAAAAAAAGGCAACAUGGAGGUGCUCUCAGCUCUUAAUUUGGGCGAUUUCCCCCAAACUUUCUCCAAACUGGGAAUGUUUCCUGUGUUUGAUCUCGCUUAUUACAUCGUGUCCAUCCUCUACCUCAAAUACGAGCCAGGCUCGGUGGAGGUUUCUCGCAGGAGUCCCGUGGCCUCCUGGCUCUGUGCCAUGCUCUACUGCUUUGGUAGUUACAUCCUGGCAGACAUCAUGCUUGGAAGCAGCCCCGUCGACUAUUUCCAACACAACAGCCACAUCCUGCUGGCCUCAGCUGUCUGGUACCUCAUCUUUUACUGCCCACUGAACCUCUUCUAUAAAUGUGUGGCUUUCCUGCCCGUCAAGCUGGUGUUGGUCGCCCUGAAGGAGGUCGUCCGCACUCGUAAGAUCGCCGCCGGUGUUCACCAUGCCCACCAUGCCUACCACCACGGCUUCUUCAUCAUGGUCAUCGUUGGAUACGUGAAAGGAUCUGGAGUGGCUCUCAUUUCCAAUUUUGAGCAGCUGCUGCGCGGCGUGUGGAGGCCCGAAACCAACGAGAUCCUCAACAUGUCAUUCCCAACCAAAGCCAGUCUGUACGGAGCCAUCCUCUUCACCAUGCAGGAGGCCCACUGGCUGCCAGUGUCCAAGAGCACCCUCAUCCUCGCCUUCACCAUCUUCAUGGCCACGAGCAAGGUGGUGAUGACUGCCCGACACUCUCACGGCUCCCCCUUCGCCCUCAUCGAGUCCUGGGUUUGCCACCUGCUGUUCGGCUCCCCUCUGGGUGGAUCUGAGGAAGACCACCAUCACGCUCCCGCCGCCGCCCCAUCUUCACCUCUGAAAAGCAAGGAGGAGCUGAGCGAAGGGGCUCGCAAGAGGAAGGUCAAGAAAGCCGAGUAGGACGCCGCGCUGCUCUGGUGAAACUGCAUCCGACUCGCCCCCAUCAUGGUCUCCACAUGACGGAACUUCCCAUUCCUUUCCAGGGAAAGGGGCAGUUUGAUGUUUUACCAAGUGAGACCCUCUCUAUUAGAGCAAAAAUGGUGCUUUCUGCAUUUUACACAGCACGAGGACUCUGUAAAUACCACAGCAAAUGUUUCACACUUCAACCCAACCUGGACAUUUGAAACCUAUUUAUUUAUGUGUUUGUGAACAUCUGUGCUCAACAUCUGUGUGGUGAUCCACGUGUAGAAGCUGCAUGGGCCUCUGUUCCACAUCAGUAGUUGUGUUACCGGGUGUCAGUGGUUUCCUUUAAACUGAGUUCAGUUCAUCAAGAGAUAGAAAACGCAAAUUCACCCGACUCUCAAUCAGAAAUCCAAAUGUGAACAAAGCAUUAUGUGAGAGAACAUUGCUGCUUUUUACAUCGAGAUGAGACGACUUCAUGUCUUUCAAUAAAAUCAAGAGAAACAUUU